AACCUUCGAAAAACUAUUAUUUCUAGUCAAAAUCCUGAGCUUGCAUCCUAUAAAGUACAUUCUCAAGCUUUAAAUCCCCGACCAUCCGUUAAUCGAAACCACCCAUGCAUUCGUAGCAUGACAAAUGCCACCUGCUUCAAGAUCUGCGACCAAUAACAGCAAAAGAAGUACUUUAGUCACCUCCCCUUACUUCAAAAAUGAAAAAUCCAAUUCAGUGAAGGUCAAAUCAAAAGUACAUAUCAAAACCACUACCUUCCAAGUGAAGGCGAAUUCCGAUUCCAAUACUGUAUUGCCACCCGUCCCAGAUAUACUAGACUACGACUUGCGCGUCCUUUUUGUUGGGAUCAAUGGAGGCGUUACAAGCUCAAAGCGGGGGCACCAUUUUGCUAGCCCCACAAAUCACUUUUGGCCAUGUCUAUCCGCUAGUGGUCUCGUGGACAGAAAAGUUACUUUCGAAGAUGAUGUGCUUCUGCCCAAGUCAUAUGGAUUAGGGUUCACAAAUUUGACGCCCAAGGUAUCGAGACGUGCAACAGAUCUCACAGUUGCGGAACAACUAGAUAAUGUCCCUCAGUUGACCGAGAAAAUUAAAGAAUACCGUCCUAAGUGGGUGGUAUUCAUUGGAAUGGGUAUGUAUCAAAUAUACAGUGGACGGAAGAAAGUGGGUGUCGGAUUACAAGCAGAAACCAUUCCAUGGAAGGUGGAAACCGGAAGGUCAAAUAUUUUCGUGAUGCCGAGCACUAGCGGACUCGUCGCUGCAUACCACAAAAAGGACAAAAUCAAGUAUUUUAUAGAGCUAGCAAAACUUGUACGCCUCGAUCACAGUGUGUAGAUCUGGCAUUCCCCACUUCAAGAACUCUCGUUGUGAUAUGCUCCAACUCUGCGUUUGGGUAUAUUGCAACGCUUUCAACGCCACGGCAUUUAACGUCGGUAUAACUGAUUCAAGACUACCCAUACAUCUGCUUAUAAAAUUUUUUUUUUUUUGGUUUCAUCGUUGUGGGCGUUAUGGCCACUGACACAGGUACAUUAUUGCCUGAUCGACAAUGUAAAACAAUCAUAUGUCGUGUGAUUUUGUCGAACCGAUGUUUUUAUAACAGAAAUGUUGAAUUGGGAUAGCAGGUAGAGCUAUUCCAUCAUCAUCAGGGUGGCAUAUUUUCAAGAGUUUUCUAGACUUGUUAUAUUAGUGGUUUUUUUUCUGGUUGCUAUAUGUAAAGCGUAUCAACCACGGUCAGUUCAGUUUUGAAUAAAGAAAGAUUUUUCACAGGGUGA
Messenger RNA from Umbelopsis ramanniana AG, 1266 nucleotides. RefSeq lists its product as uncharacterized. The transcript has 3 exons. Gene Ontology annotation, molecular function: mismatch base pair DNA N-glycosylase activity. Gene Ontology annotation, biological process: base-excision repair, AP site formation. The record is from RefSeq and is a predicted model, not a curated record. Lineage: Eukaryota; Fungi; Mucoromycota; Umbelopsidomycetes; Umbelopsidales; Umbelopsidaceae. The coding region runs from base 125 to 829 and encodes 234 amino acids.